AUGGACCGUAAGAAGGACAUAGUCAAGCUGCAGCACGAGGAGUACGUCUCCUUCGGCAAGGUCGAGGCCGUGCUGCAAGUCAGCCCCUUUGUCGAUAACCUGCUGGUCUUUGCGGAUUCAACCAAGUCGUGUGCUGUAGCGCUGGUGGUGCCGGUGCCGGCUGCGGUUACGGAUUUCGCCAAGAGGAAAGGGAUUGAGGAGGAGGAUUAUGCAAAGCUGUGUGCAAGGGAGGACGUGGUGGGGGAAGUGUUGAGAUGCCUGCACAAGUGA
Messenger RNA from Closterium sp. Naga37s-1, 270 nucleotides. The record is from the annotation of a GenBank genome assembly. NCBI's taxonomy places the organism in Eukaryota, Viridiplantae, Streptophyta, Zygnematophyceae, Desmidiales, Closteriaceae.